UCUCGCAGACCGGACAUGACGUCACCCAGCAGCGAACCCUGCGUCUGUAUCUCUGUCCUGCGUGAAUAUGCUUCACUUUCCGGCCAGAAAACGCUGAAGAGUGUGAGUUUGAGCGGGACGUGAGCUCAUGUUGUGUGCGGACUCUCCGCAGCCUGGAGCCGCAGACAUGAGCCGCAGGAGAAGCGUGGUUUGGGGCUUUUUCAAAGCCGUGGACUCAUUGUCGGUCCGGUGUGUUCUCUGCAGCGACUACCAGUCCAAACAAGUCCGGGGCAGCACCACCAACAUGCUGAGACAUCUGCGCGUCAAACAUCCACAAGAGUUCGCCAAGACAUUCAGAGGACGUUCGACCAAAAGCACCCGGAGAAUCGAUCGUCGAGCGGUGAACACGGACAGCGAACAGGCGUAUUACUCGGUGGAUGUGGUGCUUGAGAACGAGGACUCUGACAACAGCAUUCCUUUAAAUGAGUCAGAUAUUAAUGCUGCUAUUUCUGACAUCCUGGAGGCUGCACAAGGAGAUGCAGCAGAAGAAGACUCAGCACAUGCAGAGGUGAGCGAUGAGCCUCCUGUGAGACACGGCCGCCCGAGAAGGAGCUUGAUUUGGAGACACUAUGAGCGUCUGGACGGUCUGGACGCUGCUCAGUGCCGCAUCUGCAUGAAGAAGUUGCAGUGCUUUGAAGGCAGCAGCACCAGCAACCUGCGCCGACACUUGUCAGCGAGACACCCUGACAUGUUUGCUGGGCUUGUGGCCAGUGGACUGAAGCCACCUCCAUCGACUGCUGCUGUAAAGACGGAGCUCAGACAGGGUUCAGUGGAUGUGGUGCUUGAGAACGAGGACUCUGACAACAGCGUUCCUUUAAAUGAGUCAGAUGUUAACGCAGCUGAAGAAGACUCAGCACAUGCAGAGGUGAGCGAUGAGCCUCCUGUGAGACACGGCCGCCCGAGAAGGAGCUUGAUUUGGAGACACUAUGAGCGUCUGGACGGUCUGGACGCUGCUCAGUGCCGCAUCUGCAUGAAGAAGUUGCAGUGCUUUGAAGGCAGCAGCACCAGCAACCUGCGCCGACACUUGUCAGCGAGACACCCUGACAUGUUUGCUGGGCUUGUGGCCAGUGGACUGAAGCCACCUCCAUCGACUGCUGCUGUAAAGACGGAGCUCAGACAGGGUUCAGUGGAUGUGGUGCUUGAGAACGAGGACUCUGACAACAGCGUUCCUUUAAAUGAGUCCGAUAUUAAUGCUGCUAUUUCUGACAUCCUGGAGGCUGCACAAGGAGAUGCAGCAGAAGAAGACUCAGCACAUGCAGAGGUGAGCGAUGAGCCUCCUGUGAGACACGGCCGCCCGAGAAGGAGCUUGAUUUGGAGACACUAUGAGCGUCUGGACGGUCUGGACGCUGCUCAGUGCCGCAUCUGCAUGAAGAAGUUGCAGUGCUUUGAAGGCACCAGCAACCUGCGCCGACACUUGUCAGCGAGACACCCUGAAAUGUUUGCUGGGCUUGUGGCCAGUGGACUGAAGCCACCUCCAUCGACUGCUGCUGUAAAGACGGAGCUCAGACAGGGUUCAGGUUCAUUUGAAGGAGAAAAGCGGGUGUGGAGGAGAGAGCGGGAGCUGAUUGAAGCUCUGAGGAGGACGCAGAAGGAGGAGGCCCGAGCUUUGGAGGUUCAGAGAGAUCUGCUGGAGAAGAUGCGUGCAGCAGAUGCCAGAGAGGCCACAGCAGAGAAGGAGAAGAUUGAGACUCUGAGGAAAGCACAACAGGAGGAAGCCAAAGAACUGACUUUACAGAGAGAAGAGCUGCAGAAGGAGAAGGCGGAGCUGCGGAAGAAACAGGAAGAACUUGAGCAGGAAAGAGAAGAACUUGUCUUGUUUUCCAGAGGACAGGAGUGUUCCACCAUCACAUCACGAUUGUGAUACCAGAUUCCUGCUAAUGCUCUGGGACUGUUGUAAAACCUGUUGUAAAAAUGUAAAGCUCUCUUUUUGUGUUUCUGAUGAAUGGCAAAUUCAUGACGACUCGUUGUGUCACAAAUGAGAUUUACUCAAGGACUAACUUCUUGCAACAAUUAUUUUCAAGCUUAACAAGCUUAACAAGCUUACUUCUUCUAUUUAAUGACACAUUUCCACCGGCUCUACUCGACACGCCGCGUCACAACACGACAAGGUCGCAUCUCCACUACAGAAAAGUACCUACUUAACGUGGGCGGAGUCAUCACUGCACGGCUGAGUGAAACUGCAGUGACUUCGUUUUAUACACGACACACACACGAGUGACUAGUGACUUUACACCACACUUCUGUAGUUGUUGGAGAUUAACCCACAUUUCGAGGAUUGUUAAGUAGUUUUAAGUGAUCUACAAUUCGCCGCUGUUCGGCUUGACUUGUGUGUGUGUGUGGGAGGUCUCUUCCUGUGGAAACGCUACUUAAACCGAGGCGAGCCGGUGGAAAUGCGGCAUAUGUCUGUUACAGGAACUAAACAACAAGUGUUUGUCAUUUGCAUCCACUGUAGAUAUUCUGAAACCUCAUGCUGAUGUAAUACAUUGUUUUAUAGAAUAAAGUUUUUAAAUGCCA
Messenger RNA from Solea solea (common sole), 2553 nucleotides. RefSeq lists its product as uncharacterized. NCBI's taxonomy places the organism in Eukaryota, Metazoa, Chordata, Actinopteri, Pleuronectiformes, Soleidae. The transcript has 5 exons. The coding region runs from base 128 to 1900 and encodes 590 amino acids. Gene Ontology annotation, molecular function: DNA binding. The record is from RefSeq and is a predicted model, not a curated record.